Molecule: messenger RNA, 930 nt
Organism: Aspergillus ruber CBS 135680
Lineage: Eukaryota; Fungi; Ascomycota; Eurotiomycetes; Eurotiales; Aspergillaceae
Product: putative stress response RCI peptide
Exons: 2
Coding region: 149-640 (163 amino acids)
Biological process (GO): endosome transport via multivesicular body sorting pathway
Cellular component (GO): fungal-type vacuole membrane; fungal-type vacuole lumen
Molecular function (GO): ubiquitin protein ligase binding
Source: RefSeq, a predicted model, not a curated record
CGUCGCAGGAGAACUUCUUGAUUCCCCAUACUUGCUUCAACCAGCUGCAUAAUUAACUGUUUAGAGCGAUAUCACUGAUAUACAAUACACAUCGACGUUUCGCGUGGUAAAAGACCUUGAAGACUGUGACUGCCCUAUUGUCGCAAACAUGUGCGGUUCAGAUCUCUUCCUUGGAAUUCUCGCCAUCUUCUUCCCACCUGUUUCAGUCUGGGUGAAGGUGGGAAUCUGCACGGCCGACUCAAUCAUCAAUCUCGCCCUUUGCUGCCUCGGCUACGUCCCCGGUCUCCUCCACGCAUGGUACAUAAUUAUCAAAAACCCGGAGCCUGAUGACGAUGAUCCCAACUAUCAAGCCAUCCCUGGCGGUUCGAGCGGUUCGCGACAGGACCCUGAACAAGGGCGCGUGACAUACUACUACGUUUCCCGCGCGCCCUACCAAAACCUUCCUACUGGGAGAACCUACGGUACUGUUGGAAACCAGCCUGGUGCACCAGCUUCCAAGAAUGCGCCUGCUCCCGCACCAUACUCUGAUGAGCCACACGGUGGUGAUGGUGGUCAGGGCAGCAGCGAGGGUCAUGCUCAUGCUCCGCCUACGUAUGCUGAGGCUGUGAAGGGGGAUCAUAAGGUGCAGACGCAGGACUAAGUACUUUGUACUAGUGGUGAGAAAUAUGAAGGAUACCCAUACAUGGUUUUGGCCAGUUCACAAUACCCUUGUAUCUUCACUCGCUUGCUCUUUUCCUUUUGUUUCCGGGUUAAUUAUUUGGAGUUGUAUCGGCAUGGUUUUUGCACUCGGAUGCUUCUUUCACUUUGUGUCUUUCUUUCCUUCUUUUCCCAUAGCUGCCAUCGAGUGGUUGGCCUAUCGUUAAACUUGUUCAUUGAAUUUGUGGGAUCAUGAGUUUGUUAUCUGUCUCGACAUCCAUAGUAUAUUUGUAG